Molecule: messenger RNA, 2286 nt
Organism: Arctia plantaginis
Lineage: Eukaryota; Metazoa; Arthropoda; Insecta; Lepidoptera; Erebidae
Source: the annotation of a GenBank genome assembly
AUGCUAAAGCUACCCAAAGGCCUUAAAAAGAAGAAAAAGGGAAAAAAAUCCAAGCGUAAAGGAGAAGAGGAGCUUUUUACGGAAGAGGAAUUAGAAAAGUACAGAAGAGAGCAUCAACAGCAAAGUGCUGAAAACAGUGAAGGAACUGUCAAAGAAAAUGAAGAGUGGUCUAAAUUCAAAGAUUUGACAACUGGCAUAGAUUCUGUUCUUAAGAAAACGCAAGGUGAUCUUGAUCGAAUUAAAUCUACUUCCUUUUUUCAACGCGUCCCGGCAGGACCAAAAAAAGUUGAAUCGAAAGAAAAGGAAGUUCCACACAGGCCUGUAGUUGAGAUCACAGAAGCAGAUUUUCCACAGCUAGUUCAGUCUUCUGCCACAGAAGCGGACGACGGUAAUAAAAGUGAAUACGGAGUUACAGACGACGAGUCUGAGGAGGAAGACCAAGACGAUAUUUUUGAUACUUCUUAUGUAGAAGCAGUUGAACGCGGAGAGGUAAAACUCGCAUAUGUACCUGAUUCACCCGAAGAAUUUCAAGACGAUGAUAUUUUUGACACAUCACACGUUGAUGCAUUAAUAAAAGGGCAAGAAACUAAAAGUUCUAAGGGAAAACAAGGGCUCGAUAUCGGGUUAGCUGUUGGUGUACUCACUGGUAGAAUAGACAAUGUUACUGUCACUACGAAGAGACCUAAAAGAGUGAUUCCUGGUGAUUUGUUACUAGAAAAUACUGACGGACAAGAAGUCGAGCGACGAAUCGAAGCAGUAGUUCAAAGUGAACCUGUUGAAAAAAGUAUACUCGAUAUUGACGCUGAUAUUCCUAUUACAACACCCAUUGAUCUAAGCGUAUCUCUUCACACAUCUUUGAUACAACAAAAUAAAAGAAGUGAUCAAGAAAUUUUGUCAACACCUGAUGUCAUAAAUACUGAAAAUCCAUCUGCGGAGGAAGAAUUUGACGAGUUUACACUUCUUGCUACAAAAUCACUAGAAGUUGGUUCCGAAGUUAUAAAAUUAGUGGAAAACGAUUUAAUAUUAGAACCUGUUGUACAGGAAUCUUGGUCCGCUUUUGAAGCAGAUAAACAUGAAGCAGUGUUCGGAGCUUCCAUAGUUGAAGAUCAGAUUGAUGACCCAUACCUAGAAGAUGAUGAUCCAUUCGAUACAAGUUUUGCUGACGCUGUAAUUCCUUCAUCUCAAAUUCAAGUUAAAAAAGAAGUAGCGAUUUUAGAAGACGACGACGAUUUUGAUCCUCGCGCGGACGAUGUAUAUUUCAGAUUAAAUAAUAGACGCAAAUCUUCAGUUCGCAUUCAUCUUACAGAUCCUUCAGGUCUACGAGAAUCUAUUACAUCAGAUGAUAUUAUUGACAAAGAGAGAACUCCAGUAGUCCAGGACCUUCUGGGUGGAAGCACUACUGAUUUAACACAGUUAGGCGAUUCGCCUUUAAAUCCCAUUGAUGUAAAUAGUUGUGAGUUUGAUCCUUUUGAUACUACUAUCGUUGAUCGAAUUGUCGCACCGGGUAAAGUUGAACUAAAGCUAUUAGAACAAGAGCUGAUUAGUUCAAUUAUUUCACCAGUUUAUAGGGUACCAAGCGAUCCCGAUUUUGAUCCAAGAGCUGAUGAACCAAAAAAAACAGAAAGACGAGCAUCUCGUCCUGAAAAUCUUACUGUUAGUAAAAAUGUUGUUUUUGACCUAGAUUCGGAUACAGGUAUCGAUUCGAAUUCUAAGAUUAAAACUGCAAAACCUCUAACUCCAUACUAUACUCGAGAAUUAUCCAUUACCGAAGACAUUGAAGAAGCUGAAGCAGCUGACACCGUGCCCGAAGUUUUAAAACGCACGCGGUCUGACGAAGAGCUCAACCAAAAACUUAAUUAUCAAAACAGAAGGAGACAUUCUGAAUAUUCUCAAUUGAGUAAUAUUCAAUUAAAAGCCAGUGACUUGCUUCAUAGUGCUCAAACUGACAUCAAGACCAAAGUACUGACGCCUUCGGAACCUGAAAGAGUUUCUGUACAGGUUGACCCCUUCGAUACUUCUUUCGCGAGUAAUAUCGCUCCAAGUAAAACCGAAUUAAAGCUACUAGCUACAGAAUUUUCUUGCGAAGAAUCAAACGAAGACGAUAAAGAUCGCGAUUUUUUAGAUCCUACUUACGAUAUUUUUCAACCAAAAGCUCUAACUCCGGAACCAUCGGACGUUACUAGGUUACCACCACAAGAUUUGGAUCCGUUUGAUACAUCAUUCGCGGGUGAUCUUAAUCCAGGGAAAACUGAACUGAAGUUGUUAGAGUCCGAACUGUUAGGUUAA